CUCUCUUACCGGGAGGGGAUGGAACCCCCAUCGUCGACAUCACUGCAGCUUCACCUUCACCUGGAAUCGAAGCCCCGGGAACGCAGCUGUCAAACACACACACACUAUUUACAUUUGCGAUAGGCUUUCGCGACUUUUUGACGAUCAAAGUGUGAAGGGCCGGCUCCACCAGGCAAACACCCCCCCCCCCUGCCCUCCCCGCGCUGUGGAAGUUCCCGGCCCACUUCCGGUGGAAGGCCCAAAGCCGCGGGCGGAGAUAAAAACAUCGGCGGCAGCGCUGGAGGCCUGCGGCAGCGAGAGGGAUGAGAGGAGGCGGCUCUGUGGCCUGGGCUGCUGAGCGCAGGGACAGACACAGCCGGAGGCAGCAGCCACUGCAGCACUAAAGCAGGCAUCCAGCCUGGGCGAUGGCUCUGUGCGGGGCGGCGGCGGCCGUGGCCGAGAUUCUGCCGUGCGAAGUCAUCGUUCACAUCUUCUCCUUCCUGCCCCCCUGGGACCGGCUUCGGGCCUCGUCCGUCUGCUCCAGGUGGCGAGAGUGCCUCUUCUACCCGUCUCUGUGGCCCGAGCUGCGGCUCCGCCUGCGCGGCUCAGAGGCCGAGCGCUGCCGCCUUGACUUCCUCAUGAAGAAGUGCGGCUCGUUCGUGCGGGAGCUGCGGGUGGAGUUCGAGGGCAGCGGCUCUGAGAGUGCGGCGGAGCUGGGUGCCGGGGAGCUGGUCACCCUCAAGGCCUACGUGGACGAGAUGGUGUGCGUCUUGAGGAGUAUCCGGAGCAAUCGCAACCUGCAAAAGCUGAGCGUUUUCGGGGACAUCUACCUGCAGGAGCAGGGGGAGAAGCAGCCGCACGAAAUCCAACAAUUGAUUGAAGAGCUAUUGGGAAAUUCCAAACAUCUGAAAUGGCUCUCCCUUGGGUUUAUGAUGGAGGUAGUAACUCCCACAACAUUAGCAGCCUUGCCUCAGUCCAGUGCCAAUUGCAUUGAACACCUGAGUCUCCUGGAUACCCAUUUUAUUAACAAAUCCCCAGUUGUUGAGGCAGUUGAGCUGGAGCGCUUUUUAAACCUGCGAUCGCUUGCAUUGGAUUUCUGCGAUUUUACUGCUGAUGUGACACGAGUACUCGCCAACAGCAACCAUGUGCCUUUGCAUAGGUUGUCUCUCUUGAUGUCCAACGUACAUGUUUUAGAUAACAUGCCACAAGAUGCAGAUUGGAAGGUGCUUACCAGGCACUGUGCAAAUCUUCAUGUUUACAUCAUGGCUUUUAAUGUCAGGAAUGACAUUUUACUAAGAAUUCUGAAGCCGAGUAUACCUUUAGAGAGAAUUCAUUUUGACAGCUCAACUAAUGGUAUUUCAGGUGAUGUGGUAGAUCUCAUAACCCAGCAGUAUAACAAAUCCCUUACCCACCUCCUCCUAAUAAAGGAUGUAGAGCAAGGCAUCAAUGGUUUUCCAGAUGUCGGCAGUGACCGAAAUGAAGACCCCAUGGUAAUUUUGGCAUGGAAGUGUAGAAAACUCUCUCACCUCUCAAUCCAUGGAUAUGUUGUUUGGGCCCACAAUCUCAUUGCUAUCGCUCGGCUUCGUGGACCAGGACUGCAUGUCCUGGAAGUCACUGAGGAGAGCAUUAAUUUUGAUGCUGCGAUGACUCCCCUGGAUGGGGAUCCUAUGCAUAAUCUCAUUGAAGAAGUAUCCUUAGGUUUGGGAAAGCGGUGGCAUCCAGUAAUGAAAAAUGAAAUUCUUUAUGUUUUCAGUGAGACCGCUCGUUAUUUUUACAAGGAAAUGCAGCGCUUCAGUGAAGGCAUUUAGCAUUUCAAACUUGUGUAUUAGAGGGCCCUGCAUUUUCAAUAACUUAACAUUUACAUGUGCUGUUAAUUAGUAUUAGUUAUAUAUAAAGUGUGUAUCCUGCUUAAUCUGUAAAUGUAGUUGGUAUUGGUUUAGAAGUAGAUGUGGCAAGAGUCACUGGAUUUUCUCUGUCAGCGCCUGUGUCAACUGCCAAAGAAAACAGAAUGAAGAAGUGCCCACAUGCUGGCAGGGGCAGGCCAAUGGCUGGUCAGCCAGAACCUACGAGUUUAAAAGGUCGAAUUUUCGACCUGCGGUACACAGCUGUGCUGUGGCUCAGUCAACAACUUUACAGCUCUUAAACGAACGUGCACCUGGUUCACUGUGAAUAGUGAAUACAAAAAAAUCAGUUCUAACAAAGCUAUGAGCUGCUGCUAUGAUUUUGAGAACAUUCCACUAGGAUAACUUAAAUCUUGUUAAAGCAAGAGGCUUUAAAAGCCGCAAUGUUCAGGGCAACCGCGGGUACAGUCGUGGUCUCUGUGAGACUAGCACCUGACCCCAGUUUUAAGUGGUACGAAUGUUGUGCAUUUAAUGUAAGGACAGCCAGUAUUACUCAGUGUGGCCAUCAUGCUGCCCAGCAGUGCUGUGACCUGGCUGCUUUGUAUAAGCUUGUAAAACAAAUUUACUGUAUGCAACAUAUGUCAAGAUUCUAUUUAUGAAGAAAGUGUGAGUGGUUGUUUCAAAUGGUUUUACCAUCUUGUGUCAAUGAUGCAUUUUGACAGGUGUGCAUUAUGUUGCAUGUCUCCAGUGAUUAAUGCACUUACCAUGCGGAUUUUAUAUGUACAUCUGUAGAGUGGAUCCACUGGUGCAAUGUAUGAAAAUGCCAGAUGUGGUGAGAUUUUAUCAUUGAAUGAGAUCAUAUGAAAUACUGACAGAAAAUGUGAGGAAAGCAGUUGAAUGUUAAAUUAAUGUUUAAGUUUGUGUUGACUGUUUAUUGUUUAAUCUAUCAAUAAAGCAUUCAAAUUACUUAAUGUUUAGUGCUAAAGUUUUGGGAAUUUACAAUAAAGUUGAGCUAUAUCAUGUGCACAUGGCAAAAAAUGCAUGUGCUGACAGUAAAAUACAUUUGGUUUUCAAAUGUUUUUAGCCUUUUGCAUACUUUACUGCAAAUAAUACAGUAAAUGUAUGGUUACAAGCUAUAACAAUUGAUUCCUAUUCCUUAAACCAUGUUUUUUUUUGCUGGAAAUCUCUAAUGCUUCCUGAAAUAUUUGCACAUCAAAUAGAAAAUUGUAUUCCUGGUGGGUUUUUACCAUAACUAGAUAAAGAUAAAGUUGAAUUUGUCCCAGAUGACCUCCAUAGGGAGAGAGAUGACUAGUGAAUUUUAACCUGAAUGUCACCAUGUCAUGAAGGUAGGACCUUCAUGGUGACUUUAGUGUAAAUUGAACCUGUGCUAUUAGUGUCACCCUCCAUCACUAAUGAGCUAUUAUGCCACACAUUCCAUUACUUUAAAAUUUUGCUGAUAGGAAAAAAUUCCAUCUUUUUGAAGACUUCUAGCAUUUAAACUCUUUAAAUAGCUUGCCUGUUUUGAGUUUGAAAACAAUGUGGUGUAGUCCUUUUAACUAGGUGAAGGAAAGGGGGAAAAAUGGCACUGGAAGCUACUGAGGGACUUGAGUAUGUAUGGACGUAAAAUGCAUUUUUUAAGCAUAGAACAUGGGGAAUGAGGUAAUUCUUUAAAUCAAGAAUAACAUGGAUUUAGAAUUUGGAUGGGGUGUUCCAGUGGUGCUAAUUCUUUUGUUCCCUGCUUUUGUGUUCCACUUGAUACUGUUCCUUCAUUCCAGAUUAACUAUUGGACAGCCUUUCCUAAUGCGCCUUUUUUGGUGUAGCUAUGCCACCUGGACUACAGAAGUCAUGACUCUCCCUCUCUACCUUUUUUAAGAGCAAUUAUGGCCACAAAUGUUGGCAGACCUAGUGAUGCUCACAUUGUGUGCAAAUUAACAACUUUGUGGGGGGAAGAAAUUGAUGUUGGGACUCUGAUAUAUCCAGUACACUUCAGCUGUACAAUGCAACUUGCAUUGAUUUGCAAACUGGUGUAAGGUCCUAUUUACAGUUAAGUUAAUCCAGUGAGCAAUUUUUUGUUUGAACAAAAUCAUUUUGCACCUCCACCAUGGUUUGAGUAUUCAUGGAUCCUCUUCCUGAUUAACCACUAAAAUAGAUGUGUUUUACUGUCAAACUUUGAGAUUGCUUAACUCUUAUCUAACCUAUUGCAUUGGUGUUUAACAAGUAACUUUUGAUAGGUUUACUAUAUCUUCAUACUUGCUACUGAAGCAGAUUUAAGGUCUUAGUUAGGGGUGGAGAAUUGUUUUUGCUUUUGAACUUUGGCUUUUGUUAGCUGAACCCUAAGUUCAUCCAACAGUUGUUCUUCCCUCUCCACAUGGCUUUGUUCAGCAGACAUUUUUCAGGCCAUUAUUGAACUCUUAUAUUCCCACCUGACUGAGUAUAACUAGGUGGGAUAGCACAUUGAUUUAAAGGUUGCAAAGGCAGUGACUUGAAGCACUGCUUACUGUUUCUCCACCACCCAUUUCAGAUUGAGUUUUUAACAUUUAGCCCUUUAGUCUAUCAAUAUCACUGAGUUUUAAACAAGUGAUCUUUAGAAUUGGCAAUAAAGAAAAUAGCACUAACCUAACUAAAUUAUUAAACAACUUGCUUUUUCCACUUCACUCUUUACAAUUUACUUUUAAUCUAUUUGAUGUCCUGCACUGACGCUCCCAGUGCAAAGAUGUGAUACAUGCAUAUAAAUUUUGACCGCCACAGAAAUGGCACACAAGGGUGGGUUUCUUCAAUGUUGCCUAUAGUCAUUUGACUUCACUUGUUCAGUCAGUCUAUGACCCACUUCUGGUGGUAGGUGGGACUUGAACCCAGACCUUCUAGCCCAGAGGUAGAUAUUCUACUAUGCCACAAAAACCUAUUAUAUAUUUUAUUCCUAGGAUGUGAAAAAUCACCUCUUUAAAAAGACAAAUGUUCCAUUAUUUGCCAUUCAACAAACUAAUCAAUAGUUGAAAGUGCUUCAAAUGGCUAUGAUGGAAACUAGCUAUAACUUCUAGAAUUUGUCUAGGAAUACCAGAGUUGGCUUUAGAUAAACUGUAGUAAGUGACAAAUUUUCAUUCAAUGUGAAGUAGCUUUGAAAUGUCAAACGAGUUCAAGCAGAAAAGGUGAUUUGUAGAACUAGUCAAAGUUGUAAAAUCCCAUAACUGAUUACCUUCAUUCCAAUGUAUAGAUGUCUGUAUGAAAAAUUACACAUCUAAAAAGUUGUUUAAAU
Molecule: messenger RNA, 5073 nt
Organism: Hemiscyllium ocellatum (epaulette shark)
Lineage: Eukaryota; Metazoa; Chordata; Chondrichthyes; Orectolobiformes; Hemiscylliidae
Product: F-box only protein 33
Exons: 3
Coding region: 405-1787 (460 amino acids)
Biological process (GO): positive regulation of protein ubiquitination; SCF-dependent proteasomal ubiquitin-dependent protein catabolic process
Cellular component (GO): SCF ubiquitin ligase complex
Molecular function (GO): protein binding
Source: RefSeq, a predicted model, not a curated record